UGUCAGAGUGUUAGCCGUUAGCUGCUAUCGUUAGUCUACGUGUAACCCCACAACAUUAGCUUUAGCAUUAGCGUCUGGCACAGGCCUCGGGUAUUCACAGCCUCACCAGCCCUGUCAUCGAUUGUUUAAUGAGGGUUUGUGUGUCUUUGGUUACCGUUAAGUCAGCUCAGUGGAUGUAUCGCCAACGGCUACAGCAGUGAAUGCAAGGGAGCUAAGCUACCAGGCUAGCUCCUGUUACUGCUGCCUGUUCUGUUGAAGACACCAGUGGUGGAAUCUAGCCUCCCGGGAGGCGAGUCCCGAUGCCAUGGCCUCCAGCCACGGUUCCUCCCCAGUGCCUCGUCGAGGCCGAGAUGGGAUGUAUCACAAGGAGCGGGACGCCCCCCCACCUGGCUGCCGGAGCAUCCGCUCCCUGCCAGACGUCUGCCCCAAGGAGCCCACAGGUGAGGGGCGGGGCCUGUGUGACGGGCCCUCCGUGGUGGCUGAGCACGACAGGUGGACUGUGUUCAGCUCCAAGGUGAACCUUCCGGCGGCGCUGAACGACCCGCGGCUCGCCAAGCGGGAGUCCGACUUCUUCACCAAGACAUGGGGGCUGGACUUCGCAGAGACGGAGGUGAUGCCCUCCUUCUGCCUGCCCAACAUCACCCGGGAACACUUCGCACCGUACCUGCAGGAGAUGGCCCAGAGGGAAAGAAUCCACGAACGCUGCAAGACGAUCUGUCCCAACAAAGACGAUGUGGAAGCUGUCUCCAGUAACGCCUCCAACCACGAUAAAUCCAAAGCUGAGCUGGAACAAGUCCCGAAGAUCUUCAUGAAGCCUGAGUUUGCUCUGGAGGAUCCGUCCACUUUCAACAGCGUGCUGCCCUGGUCGCACUUCAACAGCGCCGGGGGGAAGAGCAGCAGAGACAUUGCGUCCUCCAAACUCCUGCAGGAGAAGCUGAGCCACUACCUGGACGUGGUGGAGGUGAGCAUCGCCCGGCAGAUCUCGCUGCGCUCCGAGGCCUUUUUCCACGCCAUGUCCUCUCAGCACGAUCUGCAGGACCGACUGCAGGACACGCAGCGCGCCGUGGCCGUCCUGCGGGGCCGCACCGCCGCCAUCGACCGGGUCAUGUGCCAGGGGCCUCUGCGGGCCCUCCGCACCGCCCUGACCCGCAACAACUGCGUGAAGCUGCACAACAAGCUGAAGCUGAUGGCGGCGGUGCAUCAGACGCAGCCCACCGUGCAGCUGCUGCUCUCCACCUCCGAGUUCGUGGGAGCACUGGAGCUCAUCUCCACCACCAAGGAGGUUCUUCAGCAGGAGCUGCAGGGGGUCCACAGCUUCAGACAUCUGGGCUCUCAGCUGUGCGAGCUGGAGAAGCUAAUCGAUAAGAUGAUGGUGGAGGACUUCAGCAUGUACGCCCGCAGCGACCUGAACCGCUGCCUGAGGGACGAGCCGCAUGUCCUCGAGAAGGUCUAUAAACCAAACGAUGCCUCUCAGAAGGAGCGUCUGGAGUCUCUGGUGUUCGGCCUGCUGCGGCAGCGGAAGCUCGACUUCCUGGAUAUUUACAGCGAGGAGAUGAUCAUGGCGGUGAAAUCCAUCGUCUCUCAGUGCGUGGCAGAAAAUGUUUUGCAAAUAGAAGACAUCGACACUGAAGUGGUCACUAAGGUAGCGGACCAGAUCCGUCUGAUGACGUUCCCUCAGUGGUUCGAGCUGCUGAAGAACGUCUUUGAGAGUUUCCUGCUCUUCCUGCAGAGGAUCAAGGCCACGCAGAGCGUGAUCAAAAACGUGGUUCUGGAGGUUCUGGCGUCGACGCAGAAGCUCCGUCUCCUGGAGGAGGCCGCUCUGGUUCAGGAGGCUUCUCCCGGCCUGGCGAUGCUGCAGGGGGGGGCGGAGCUGGCCUACCUCACCCACGAGGGUCUGUUCAUCAGUGACGCUCUAAACGAGGCCCAGCAGCAGCAGCAGGGGGUCCAGGAUCAGGGCUCUGUGGUCGGGGUGAGGGGGCAGCAGAGCCGGGCGGAGGCAGCCGGCAGCGACUCCGCCUCCGGGUACACCGAGACCUCCGUCAGCCGGGAGCAGAGCUUCAUGUCUUGUGAGAACAUGAUGCCGUCUGAUAUGGAGCUGAACCGAGUGAUGAGCCACCUGAAGGAGCUGUUGCACACCGCCUCCGACGUCAGCCACGACCGCUGCGUCAAAGUGCUCACCGCCAGGGCGAAGGACGGCUCUCUGGAGCGCCUGAGCUCGGCGGAGUUUGUGCUGCUCUCUCAGACGGUGGAGGGUUUCGUCCGGGACACGGAGGAGCUGUGCGGCCGGCGCAGCGGCUCCCUGCGGGGGGCGCUGCAGAGCCAGGCCAACCGCUUCGUGCACCGCUUCCACGAAGAACGCAAGAACAAACUCAGCCUCCUCCUGGAUAACGAGCGCUGGAAGCAGGCCGAGGUUCCUGCUGAGUUCCAGGAUCUGGUGAACUCUAUCGCUGAUGGAAGAAUAACACUACCAGAGCGCAAAAUCCCAGGUCCAGAGGACAGGAAGCCUGCUGAGUUUCUGCUCGUCAACGGGCAGAAAUAUGCCGUCGUCGGGACGGUGCUGCUGCUGAUCCGGAUCUUUCUGGAAUACUGUCAGUGUGUCAACGACAUCCCAUCCAUCGCCACCGACAUGCUGACACGUCUGUCGGACCUCCUCAAGCACUUCAACUCUCGGAGCUGCCAGCUGGUUCUGGGAGCCGGUGCUCUGCAGGUCGUCGGCCUGAAGACCAUCACCACCAAAAACCUCGCAUUAGCCUCCCGCUGCCUGCAGCUGGUGGUUCAGUACAUUCCCAUCAUCAGAGCUCACUUUGAAACCAAGCUGCAGCCCAAACAGUUCAGCGUGCUCAGACACUUCGACCACAUCACCAAGGACUACAACGAUCACAUAGCGGAGAUCUCUGCUAAGCUGGUGGCCAUCAUGGACAGUCUGUUUGAGAAAGUUUUAUCAAAGUAUGAAGUGAAGGCUCCGAUGCCCUCGGCCGUUUUCCGAAACGUCUGCAAACAGAUGGCCAAGAUGCACGAAGCCAUUUCUGAGCUCCUUCCUGAAGAGCAGACGCAGAUGUUGUUCCUGAGGAUUAAUGCCAGUUUUAAGCUACACCUGAAGAGGCAGCUCGCUCGACUCGGGGUCGUUAAUGAUGGAGGACCACAGAACGGGCUGGUGGUGGUGGACGUAGCGUUCUACACGGAGAACGUGCAGGCGCUGAAGAGUCUCGACCGGCUCGAUCUGAACAUGGUGGAGAUCUGGGAGCAGAAGAGGUGAUGGGAGGAGGAGGACGACGACGACGGGACAUCCAGCAUCAACCCACUGACCCGGAGACAGAGUGGGGACGACCUCGGGUGGAGGAGGCCCGGAGGGGACCAAUAAACACAAAACCGGGGGCUUCCUGAGCGGCUCCACCUUAAGAACUGUUAUGGAGAAACACACAGAGCCUCCUUAAAAACUGCUGAUUACUGUGUGCAAUCCAACAGAGAAGCUAGUAAGUUAUUAGAGACGGUUUUAGUGGGAGUGAAGGGUAUAGAUAAUAUUUGUGAAAAGACGGGUAAUUUAUUUUUCUGUCGUCUUGGAAACACUCUACACUGGCGGACGUUUUUCCUCCACGCGUCGGAGGGAUGAAGGGAUUUUUAUCAGCAACGCACAACGAUUUUUUUUCUGCCGCUGGUUUCGCAGAUUUCACAGCCGAGGAUCCAGGGUUCAGAUCACAUGACCCGCUGCGGGGGAAUAAUAUUUUUCUGCUCUUUUUCUGUAGGAAUCAACCGGUUUCUUUAUCCAAUCAUCUGAUGAUUUUGGUUUUAUCGCUGUGGUGACGUGGUGGAAAUGGAUUCUUAAACUUUUAUACUUAAGAAAUAUUUUCAAGGCGUGGGAAUCCAGACGAUGUGAGACCUGGAGGAAUCAAAAAGAUGUGUAAUUGAAGAGUUAACUUCCUAAAAAACGUCAAAUUAAAACAUCAGGACCGUGAAGGCAUCACUACUCUCAGCUACGACCUGUCCCUACCAAAGUAAAACUCCUAUCUGGGGGAUUUCUCUUCAAUUACACUUUUGAUAUCUUUAAAUUAUGCAUUUUUCUUCAGCUGAGUGAUCUUCAGUGGUUGCGAUGAAGGAGAGGCGAAGGGGAUUUUUCUACGUGUUGUUUAACGAUGAGACUGCAGAACAUGAAGCAUGAAACUCAGCUGCUGACUCAAACUACUGUUCUCCUGCUGUGGGUUUAUUUACUCUGCAUGAUCAGAGCGGGAGCCUUUUGUUUCCUGUGGAGUUCAGACGACUGGAAACGGAGCAGAAAAUCUGAUGCAGGUUUUAAAUAUCUUCAGUGGAACUUUAAAACAGGAGCUCCAGAACUGAGAACCUGAAAACCUCACAUAAAAAGUAUUACUGCUGCAAAAUAAUGCGGUCAGUUUCAUCCAACACUCAAAAAUCCCUUUCUGAAUAUAACAUUUGAAAAGAGUAGGCGAAACUCACGUUGCUAAAACUGAAAUUGUUGACCAACAAAAACAACUAAAUUUACUGAAUUGUUGUUUAUUAUAAAAAUACACUUCAGCAACUUAGGUAAAACAAGCUCUACAUUUAACGGAAUUAUUUUUCAUUCAAAUUCCAGUGUUUAUAAUUAAGCAGUGAUCACAUUUUCUCCAAACUUUUUUCUCCAAAUUUCAGAUUUUAGUGAAACAUCAUAUUUUUUUCCCAGAUUUGGAUUUUUUUCGGAUUUUCUCAAAAGCUUACUUUUUUUUCACAUUUUCUCUAAAGAAUAAAAAAGGUGAGAUAUCCUCCAAACAUCAGACUCUUUUUUUAAGCAGAUUUAUUUUUUCUUCUCAUUUUCUCCAAAGUGUUGUUUUGUUCAGAUUGUCAAAAAAAGUCAGAAUUUCUAAAAAUAAAAUAUAUAUUAUUUCAGAUUUUGUCAAAAAUAUAAAUAAAUGAGAUUUUCUCAAAAUGUUGCAAAAAAAAUAAACAAAUUCUUAAUUACUUCAGACAUCAGAUUUACUCCAAACAUCAGAUUCUCUGUUCCCGAGCUAAACUCAGUCGUUCUCAGCUCCGUCUUGAAGAAACACCUCUGUCCCGCUGCCGUCACAUCACCGUCAGUCCCUGCUCCCUAAAAGAGAAACACUACGUCGAGCUCUACAUCAUUAAGGAUGAGCAGAGACCCUGCACCUCCUCCGGCAUUAACUGCUGAAGUACUUUAAUACAGGGAAAUAGAUCCUGCUAUCCUGAGGUUUAUGGAGCUACAACAGCUGUCCUCAGAAUCAGAGCUCAAUGUCCUCUGGAUAUAUUUUCGAUCCGGGGACCGUGAUGUGACUGCAGCCGCCCCAAAAACAGAGAUCCUCCUCCCUGCUUCAGAAGUGCCUACUUUUGACUGUCAGACGACACAUCUGAGCUCUCCACUACAGUGUGCCUACCAUACCACUGUGUGUGUGUGUGUGUGUGAGAGAGAGAGAGAGAGAGAGAGAGAGAGAGUGAGUGAGUGUGAUUGUGUGUGUGUGUGUGUGGAUGAGUCUGGCUGCAUGUCUGAGAAUCCAAAAUGUCUUGAAUCCUUCAAACCUGAUGUGAAUAAAACAGGAUGAUGGAG
Messenger RNA from Eleginops maclovinus (Patagonian blennie), 5548 nucleotides. RefSeq names its product VPS54 subunit of GARP complex (gene vps54). Lineage: Eukaryota; Metazoa; Chordata; Actinopteri; Perciformes; Eleginopidae. The coding region runs from base 305 to 3256 and encodes 983 amino acids. The record is from RefSeq and is a predicted model, not a curated record. Gene Ontology annotation, molecular function: syntaxin binding. The transcript is spliced from 24 exons. Gene Ontology annotation, biological process: Golgi to vacuole transport; retrograde transport, endosome to Golgi. Gene Ontology annotation, cellular component: GARP complex.